AUGCAAAUCACUCAACUUAGAGCCACAGCCGUAAUCUUCUCUGGAUUAGUCUCUGCCAAUGCAGCCCACUCACGCCACGCCGUCGACUGUGCCUUCUCCACGGCCGCCAGCAAAAGCGAUAUUUGCGCAACCUUUCCGAUUAGUUGGGGACCUAACUCUCCAGCUAUUACCGGGCUCGCAGCCAACUUUGACGGUUUCUACAAGGUUUCCUCUGACUGCACAAACCUUUGGCUCGACUACUGCGUCUGCGUCCACGUGCCUGGUGCGGCCACUACGACACAGGGUAACACCCAGCCAACGACUCCUUCUUCCACUGGCCCAUGGCCCCAAUUGUCCGGCAUUGUCUCCAACUGCAAGACCUUUUACCAGGUCAACUCUGACGACAGCUGCUGGUCAAUUCACAACGGCGAAGGCAUCACGUUUGAGCAGUUCCUCUCGUACAAUACACAGGUCGACUCGACUUGCAGCAACCUGUGGUUAGGCUAUUACGAUUGCAAUGGAGUCUAA
Messenger RNA from Colletotrichum phormii, 507 nucleotides. RefSeq lists its product as uncharacterized. The record is from RefSeq and is a predicted model, not a curated record. Bases 1 to 507 code for a protein of 168 amino acids. NCBI's taxonomy places the organism in Eukaryota, Fungi, Ascomycota, Sordariomycetes, Glomerellales, Glomerellaceae. The transcript is spliced from 3 exons.